Messenger RNA from Nicotiana attenuata, 2419 nucleotides. RefSeq names its product NADP-dependent malic enzyme, chloroplastic. Gene Ontology annotation, biological process: malate metabolic process; pyruvate metabolic process. The record is from RefSeq and is a predicted model, not a curated record. Gene Ontology annotation, cellular component: chloroplast. Gene Ontology annotation, molecular function: NAD binding; malate dehydrogenase (decarboxylating) (NADP+) activity; malate dehydrogenase (decarboxylating) (NAD+) activity. The transcript is spliced from 20 exons. Bases 180 to 2108 code for a protein of 642 amino acids. Lineage: Eukaryota; Viridiplantae; Streptophyta; Magnoliopsida; Solanales; Solanaceae.
AUUGCAGACUUGCGAAGACAAAGUAUUAGGAGAGAGAGAGAGAGAGGAAGAAGAAGAAGAGAGAGAGAGAGAGAGCAGAUCCAUAAGAAAAACCCCUCACUCUCUCUUCUUUCUUUUCUCAAUCCUCACUUCAUUUCACAGCUAAACAAAAAGACUCUUAUCUUUAUACUUUUGUCACCAUGUUCUCCUUGAAUGGAAGCAGUUUUACGAACAAUUCGCUAUCUGGGGUUUCAAGAUGUGUGACUCAGUCAAGCAGAAGAGGAGCUUCAGGUCCUAUGGUAGUAGUAGCAGCUGUGAAUUCAAAUGGUAAACCAGGAGACAGAAAUGUGAGUGUUUUGGUGGAGAAUUCUAUGAAGGAAAGUGCUGCUGCGCCGGUAGAGAAGGAAAUUAAAUCUACUGUGACAGGUGGAGUUGGUGAUGUUUAUGGUGAGGAUAGUGCCACUGAAGAUCAGUCCAUCACCCCUUGGACCCUCUCUGUUGCUAGUGGUUACUCAUUGUUGCGUAAUCCGCACUACAACAAAGGGCUUGCUUUCAGUGAGAAAGAGAGAGAUUCCCACUACUUGCGUGGUCUUCUUCCUCCGGUCGUUGUUAACCAUGACCUUCAGGUCAAGAAAAUGAUGAACAAUCUCCGUCAGUAUGAGGUACCACUGCAAAGAUACAUAGCCAUGAUGGAUAUUCAGGAGAUGAAUGAAAGGCUUUACUACAAGCUUCUUAUGGACAAUGUUGAGGAGCUGCUUCCUAUAGUUUACACUCCAACUGUAGGUGAAGCAUGCCAGAAAUAUGGCAGCAUCUUCAGGCGUCCUCAAGGUCUUUUUAUCAGCUUGAAAGAAAAAGGCAAAAUUAACGAGGUAUUAAAAAAUUGGCCUGAGAGGAAAAUUCAAGUUAUUGUUGUUACUGAUGGAGAACGAAUUCUGGGCCUUGGUGACCUUGGUUGCCAGGGAAUGGGGAUUCCAGUAGGCAAGCUCUCUUUAUACACUGCUCUGGGAGGCAUUCGUCCAUCAGCUUGCUUGCCCAUUACCAUUGAUGUGGGUACAAACAACGAGGAUUUGUUGAACGAUGAAUUUUACAUUGGACUCAGGCAAAGAAGAGCUAGAGGACAGGAAUAUGCCGAACUUUUUGAUGAAUUUAUGUAUGCUGUCAAGCAGAAUUAUGGGGAGAAAGUGCUCAUUCAGUUUGAAGACUUUGCAAAUCAUAAUGCAUUUGACCUCCUUGCAAAGUACGGAACUAGCCACCUUGUUUUCAAUGAUGACAUACAGGGAACGGCAUCUGUGGUUCUCGCAGGGCUCAUGGCAUCAUUGCAGUUGGUUGGAGGAACCUUGGCUGAACAUACAUUCUUAUUCCUUGGAGCAGGGGAGGCUGGAACAGGUAUAGCAGAACUCAUAGCUCUUGAAAUGUCAAAGCAGACUGGAAUCCCUCUGGAAGAGACUCGUAAGAAAAUUUGGAUGUUGGAUUCUAAGGGGCUGAUUGUUAAUUCUCGCAUGGAGUCGCUUCAACAUUUUAAGAGGCCCUGGGCACAUGAACACGAACCAGUAAAAGAACUGGUGAAUGCUGUCAAGUCAAUUAAGCCAACAGUUUUGAUUGGGUCUUCUGGAGCUGGGAGAACAUUUACCAAAGAAGUUGUACAAGCUAUGGCAACAUUCAAUGAGAAACCAAUUAUUUUUGCCCUCUCCAAUCCAACGUCACAGUCUGAAUGUACUGCUGAAGAAGCUUAUACCUGGAGUGAGGGGCGAGCCAUUUUUGCUAGCGGGAGUCCAUUUGCCCCAGUUGAGUACAAUGGGAAAGUCUACGCAUCCGGUCAGGCAAAUAAUGCAUAUAUCUUCCCUGGGUUUGGUCUAGGACUGAUAAUUUCCGGUGCAAUUCGUGUCCACGAUGACAUGCUCCUGGCAGCCUCGGAAGCUUUAGCGGAGCAGGUUAGUCAAGAGAACUUUGAGAAGGGGCUCAUAUACCCGCCAUUUACCAACAUAAGAAAGAUUUCAGCCAACAUUGCUGCCAAAGUAGCAGCUAAGGCAUAUGAACUAGGUUUGGCCACUCGUCUACCAGAACCUGUGAACCUAGUAGCAUAUGCAGAGAGCUGUAUGUACAGCCCCGCUUACCGCAGCUAUCGUUGAGUCAUAGAAGAUAUGUUGGUUCAAAAAGUUAGUCAAUCACUGUUCUUUUAAGAUUAGUUAGUUAUUAAUGUCUUUUCUUUCUUUUUCUUCUUUUAUUCUCAAACUAUCUGUUCAGUCCUGGCAGUGAUAUACACGUGACUGAAAACAUACAGUAGCUUGCAGAUGUUGUGUAUUCAUGAAAUAUUUUAUUAUGUAAGCGUGAAAUGUAGGGAGCUCUGCAGCCUAAAAGCUUAAUAAGCCUCAUUAAUUUUUCUUAGUUUGUUAGCGAAAAUGUUUCCGGCUGGUUAUAUAAGGGAUAUGGUCUGCAUACA